AUGGGAGAUCAGAGUGAGCCGACCAUGGUGCAGAAGUCGACGUCGUUCAGCAUCAAGAGCCUGUUACUCCCGUCGAAGUUUGACGACGAGAGCGCGGAGCGCAGCGGCAGCCCGGCGGCUCCGGACUCGGACAAACCCCCGGAAGCGUCCGAGACGGACCCCGCGCAGCGAGACGCGGAGGAGCAGCCGUCCAAAAAGGGAAAGAAAUUCGACAAACCUCCGUUCAGCUACAACGCGCUCAUCAUGAUGGCCAUCAGACAGAGUCCCGAGAAGCGGCUCACGCUCAACGGCAUCUACGAGUUCAUCAUGAAGAACUUCCCGUACUACCGGGAGCACAAGCAGGGCUGGCAGAACUCCAUCCGGCACAAUCUGAGCCUCAAUAAGUGCUUCGUGAAGGUACCGCGGCAUUACGACGAUCCCGGGAAAGGGAACUACUGGAUGCUGGAUCCCUCCAGCGACGACGUGUUCAUCGGCGGGACCACCGGGAAGCUCCGCCGGCGCUCGGCGACCUCGCGGGGCAAGCUGGUGAUGAAAAGGGGCCUCCGCUUCGCGCCCCUCGGUCUCGGACUCGGCGAACGCCCGAGCAACCCGCUUUACUGGCAGCUGUCUCCGUUUUUACCCCUGCACCAUUCGCACUAUAACGGCUCCGCGCACGGAUUUCUAAACCAGGGACACGCGUACGGAUCGUUACUCCCCGGCGUGGAGCCGCUCGGGAACGGGGACAUGUCUCGCCCCAUUCUGGGAGCCUCUAGCGGGGGCAUCAACGGGUACGGCGUGUCUCCGCCGUCCGCGGCCGGAUUACUUUCAGGGCACAACGGAUACUUCGUACCGGGCGCGCAGACGCCGCAGCCGCUCCCGAGCGCGCCGGGGUACGGCCUCUCCGGCUCUCCGUCCCCGCUGCUGUCGGAUUCCCUAAGAACUAGCUUGCCGUCCUUCACAGCGCCGCUCUCCAGCGGACUCCUGUCUCAACACAAGCGCGUCGCGCCCAACGCGUUCCUGAGCUGAGCGCCGCGCGCCUCCUCCAAGGGGAAUAUCCAAACUUUCCUAGAAAACCUCGCCACGAAACGUGCAAGCUGUUCUGUUUUUUUGUUUUUUUGUGAGGACUGCGCGUCUGAUUUCUUCUUCUUCUGUCUAUUUAAGUUUAUUUUAUAAUAGUAGUAUGAUGUUAUGCCAAAGGCAAUAACCGUGCGUGUUUGUUUUUCUUUCUUUCUUUCUUUUUUUUUUAAGUAUUAUUUAUAGUAUUUCUUUGUGAAUGACGGUUUUGUAUUUAUUCGAAAUGUCCUGUUACCGCGGGAUACCUUUAUUACUAGAUGUCUGGCACAUAUUAUUCGUUUAGUAUGACUAAUUCCUUUUUUUUAUUUAUGUCCCAAACUGUGAAUGCGCCUUAAUAUCUUAAAUCAGGGUUGAGCGUUCGGACUGUCUCAGGUGUGCGUUCUGACAAUGAAACAUUACGAUUAUGACUAUUAUUAUUAUUAUUAUUAUUAUUAUUAUUAGCUGUGUGAACCUGACAUGUGGUAAGAUGUGAACCUAUAUGCAAUGUUUUCUGAGUUUGCCUGAGGGCCUGUGUUCAGAGAGGUCAUGCAAUGACUUACUAUAGCAAAGCUAAGCUACUGAAUUAAAGCACUGGUUUAAAUGAGCUCUGUGUGGAUGAUUAUAUAUAUAUAUAUAUAUAUAUAUAUAUAUAUAUAUAUAUAUAUAUAUAUAUAUAUAUAUAUAUAUAUAUAUAUAUAUAUGUGUGUGUGUGUGUGUGUACAUACUGUCACGUAAAAUGCUGUUUAGUGACGACACGAGCUUUUGUUUACACACGUAACAGUAUUUUAAUACGGUUUUUACGCGUGGAGGUGAUUCAGCACCAAAGACGGAUCAUUAAUGCUUUUUUUUUUUGUUUUUGUUUUUUUGAAGUUAUUUGCUCCCACGGCAUCCCGAAGCCAUCGUUUCAACUCUCUGCGCGAAUCAGAAAUGUGAUUUCUAGAGCUGUCUGUUCCCCUUUUAACCAACGUGUGAUUUAUAGUUCUGCACCUUUAGUUGUCACGGUCGUCCAAUGUGCAGUUUUGUACUAGUUUGUCUUUUUCUUUCUUGUAUAUAUAUAUAUGCCUGAACGCACGUUCAGAACAAAGAAAUAAAGUAUUGGAAUAUUUCUGUACGAA
Messenger RNA from Puntigrus tetrazona (Sumatra barb), 2147 nucleotides. RefSeq names its product forkhead box G1b (gene foxg1b). Bases 1 to 1005 code for a protein of 334 amino acids. Gene Ontology annotation, biological process: regulation of transcription by RNA polymerase II. NCBI's taxonomy places the organism in Eukaryota, Metazoa, Chordata, Actinopteri, Cypriniformes, Cyprinidae. Gene Ontology annotation, cellular component: nucleus. Gene Ontology annotation, molecular function: sequence-specific double-stranded DNA binding; DNA-binding transcription factor activity. The record is from RefSeq and is a predicted model, not a curated record. The transcript has a single exon.